Messenger RNA from Metarhizium robertsii ARSEF 23, 603 nucleotides. Its product is annotated as dienelactone hydrolase. Gene Ontology annotation, molecular function: hydrolase activity. The record is from RefSeq and is a predicted model, not a curated record. Lineage: Eukaryota; Fungi; Ascomycota; Sordariomycetes; Hypocreales; Clavicipitaceae. Bases 1 to 603 code for a protein of 200 amino acids. The transcript is spliced from 3 exons.
AUGAAGGCUUUCGGUUUCUUACUCGCCGCAUCAAGCAUCGGCCCCUUGGCCUCAGCAACCGAGUGUCCAGUUGCAGAUGCCCCAACAGUCGCCCACCAAGGCGACCCUGUCGGGUCUACAGAAGAACACAAUGGGGUCAACAUGUAUAUUACAAGCCCGGAAAAGAUGCAAGCGACAACCAAGCCCGGCAUCGCUGUCCUAUAUUUAACCGACGUAUUCGGAAUACAACUGCUGGAGAACAAACUCCUCGUGGACAGCUUUGCGCGAGCUGGAUACAUGACUGUUGCUCCCGACAUCUUCAACGGCACUCCGGCACCCAGCGAUCUCAACGACCCCAGCUUCAACACGACGGCAUUCCUUGAACUGCAUUCACCCAACGCAACAGACCCCAUUGUCGAAUCAACCAUCAGCCAUAUACGUGAGACUCUUGGUAUUGACCGGAUCGCCACCGCUGGCUAUUGUUUCGGCGGUAGGUACGCCUUACGCUUCCUCGGCGGCUGUAACGGCGCCGACCUAGCUUUUGCCGCCCACCCAAGUUUGCUCCAGGACGGCGAAAUCUCUGGUAUUUCUGGCCCAGCGAGCGUCGCUGCUGCUGGUAAGUAG